AUGAAAUUAAUUUUUACUGCCGUUACACUCCAACUCGCAACCACGUUGUUUAUCAUUCUGUGGCUAUCGAUGAUGUCUCAGCAAAACAAGUCUAGGCUUUCAAAAUCAGCUGAUUUGGACAGCAAAAGUCAACAGAAAAUAACGGAUGUGCUCAAGUUAAAACCUGAUGAAGUAACUCGCUGGGAAGCACUUACGGAACUUGACGGAGCCAAGUACUACGGACCAGAAGCAUUCAAUGUGAAAAACUGCAGUAAUGAUGCGUUCGUCAGUUUUGAAACGCAGGUGUCAACAAUUCGCAAAUACACGUUUAUUGGAACAGAACUGUUCAACUAUAUGCAAAAUAAAGACGUUGUUGAGAAAAUCUGUCAGUUUAAACAGAGGAGAUCCAUUCUGAAUGACGCGUCAGAAUGGCAAGAUUAUGAGUUGUUGAUAAACCAACCAAAGGUUUGUAGCAAUCGAGAAGCUGCUCUAGUGGAUCUUCUAAUGCUCAUAAAAUCUGCUCAUAAUCACGAAGCCGAACGGAAUACCAUCAGAAGUCUUUGGGCAAACAAUAGUUGUUGGGAUGGCCGAACAGUCCGCCAUGUAUUUCUGCUCGGAUCGACAGAUAACGUGACCUGGACCAAACGGAUAGCCCGUGAAGCCAGACGAUUUGCUGAUGUAAUCCAACAAGACUUUCAUGAUGACUAUUACAAUAACACACUUAAAGUGUUGUUCGGGUUACAGUGGGCACUCUCGUUUUGUCCCGAAGCCCAAUGGAUUUUAUUUGUGGACGACGACGUAUUUGUAAACCCGCGGAAUGUACUAGCUCUACUGAAAAGCCUAGAUUUUCGUUUUUACAGGUCGCUACUUUUUGGAAAUCAGCGCACAUUUCCGCCAGUAACCCGGGAAAAGUCAAAGUGGGCAAUUGACGAGGAUAUCUAUCCUCAUGACUACUAUCCAUCGUACGUGAGUGGUGCAACCAUAUUGGUUGGUUCAAAGUUGGCAAUAGACCUGUAUAUCGGGUCUAGAUUUACCAGGAUGAUCCCGUUUGACGAUGCGUUCUUCGGAUUGGUGUUGAACGCGUUGUUGCUUAUUCCGGUGCACCUAAGAGGAAUCUAUGUUGAUGACUACUCUGAAUUAAGCAAGCUGUCAAGAAGUCGUCAGUUCACAGUACAUGGGGUGUCUUCACCCCUCCGGCAACGUAGACUUUGGAUACAAAUGAGAGCCUCUGAAAUGUGUUACCCACCAGAGAAUCAAGUCCAU
Molecule: messenger RNA, 1242 nt
Organism: Opisthorchis viverrini
Lineage: Eukaryota; Metazoa; Platyhelminthes; Trematoda; Opisthorchiida; Opisthorchiidae
Exons: 1
Cellular component (GO): membrane
Molecular function (GO): hexosyltransferase activity; UDP-glycosyltransferase activity
Source: RefSeq, a predicted model, not a curated record